AUGGGAAUUUCUGGAUUACUUCCAUUUGUCAAAAAUGCGUGCAGAGCGGGUAAUAUUAUUGAAUUAAAAGGAAAAUCUGUAGCGGUUGAUGUGAGUUGCCUUCUUCAUCGAGGUCUCACUGGAUGUAUGGACAAAAUUCAUAUGGGCAAAGAUACCACAAGUUAUGUCUAUUACGUGGAGAAAUACAUCAAAGAGCUUUUAUCAUAUGAUUGUCAUAUUGUGAUGUGGAGAAAUGUCGACAUCGUCGUGGCGCCGUAUGAAGUGAUGAAGGCCGAACUAGUCGACGCCGUCAUCACGGAAGACUCGGAUUUGAUUGUUUUCGGCUGCGAAACCAUCUAUUUCAAAUGGCAAUCGGGAAGCGGCGAAUGCACUGUUUACGAGAAGAAGAACCUCCCAAAGUGUUUCACCGGUGAACUAGGCGGCGACAAGUUCGACUUUGUGAAAUUCCGGAGAAUCUGCAUCAUUUCCGGAUGCGACUACCUCCAAUCCGGUGUGUCAUGGACGACGUCAAAAAUGCCGCGAAGAAGCGCAAAAAUGCUCCAGACAUCGACUAUUCAGCAGAGGAAAUGUUGGCGAAGUUUGCGAAAAAAACCAAAAAUCGACGAACCUGAAGUCGACGAUGCGAUUUUCGGCAUGAGAUCCCAAUUUGGCCUUCCAUUCAUUUUUCAUAUUUCAGAAUUCACCACACAGCCAUCAUCUUCGCAACCUGAAAUGACUAAAAUUGACAAUUCAAUUGAGAAAGAGGAGCCGGCUCUGAAGUCAUCACCGAUUGCUCUAAGAAAGACAAAAUCAUCUCCAACGUCGUCAAACAUCAAAAAAUUCCAGUCACCCAUACUUACUACGAGAAAUUCCGAAUCAAUUGUGCCAUCAAAACCAAAAAUUGUCAGUCAAAGUCGAUUUUUCGCCACAAACACUGGAUCACCUAGUGUUUCAAAUCCUUUCCGAAAGCCGGCGUUUACUGAGGAAAUCGCGAAGAAAGAUUCUGAAGAGAAAACACCAAAAAUUCUGAGAUUUAAAAUAUUCAAUUGA
Caenorhabditis bovis is the source of this 1029-nucleotide messenger RNA. NCBI's taxonomy places the organism in Eukaryota, Metazoa, Nematoda, Chromadorea, Rhabditida, Rhabditidae. The record is from the annotation of a GenBank genome assembly.